AUGCACUGUAGGCCCCUCCCCCCAACUGGGGCUGACUGGCGCGCAAGGUCGUUAGGCGUUGCGCGCGCACGGGCGAGAAGCCGCGAAACUCCACUAACGCGGUGGUCUCUUCUCCACUGCGAUCCCCAACUGGAGCGCUUAGCCUACGCCCGCCGCUGUCCUUCCUGGAGAGUCCCCCUCCAGAAGGGCGGAUUAGACACCCGCGACGUGUGUGAGAGAGCGAGGACAGAGGGCAGUGGCUGUGAGGUUCAGUUCGAACCCCCCGGCAGGCUACGGCUACGGCUACUGCUAGAGCCUAGCAGCAACGCCCGCCGCCCGUCGUCCCCGUUCCCGGCCUGGUGUUGUCUCGACGACGUGGACCGCGGUGACGACUCGACCAACCAGCGGAGAAAGACAGGCCGAAGCAGGCACAGUCGACAAUAG
This is a messenger RNA of Purpureocillium lilacinum, 423 nucleotides long. The record is from RefSeq and is a predicted model, not a curated record. Lineage: Eukaryota; Fungi; Ascomycota; Sordariomycetes; Hypocreales; Ophiocordycipitaceae.